Molecule: messenger RNA, 6528 nt
Organism: Conger conger (European conger)
Lineage: Eukaryota; Metazoa; Chordata; Actinopteri; Anguilliformes; Congridae
Gene: sdk1b
Product: sidekick cell adhesion molecule 1b
Exons: 46
Coding region: 295-6528 (2077 amino acids)
Biological process (GO): cell-cell adhesion
Molecular function (GO): protein binding
Source: RefSeq, a predicted model, not a curated record
AAUGAGUUUAAGCGGGGCGGGACCGGCAUGUUGUGAAUGGAAGUUAGUUGUUUCUUGCUGACGACGAGACAAGUGCUCUGACAGAGACUGCUGCUAACGGCAAGAUACAAAAGCAAAGUUUCGCCACCUGUAAAACACCCACUGCUUGUUUCUGGAGAAGAUAAAUCGUGUGAUGCGGAUGACGUGCCUCCGUAUUUCAAGACCGAACCGGGCCCUCCGCAGACCCACCUGGAGGGGAACCGUCUGGUGCUGACCUGCCUAGCCGAAGGAAGCUGGCCCCUGGAGUUCAAGUGGAUGCUCAACAACUCUGACAUCACUUCCUUCUCUCCUGAGUACAAGUACAGCGUGCCGUCUCUGCAGCGCUCCAACGCGGGCUUUUACCAGUGCGUGGUGAGGAACAGGAGGGGCGCGCUGAUGCAGAGGAAGACAGAAGUACACGUGGCGUACAUGGGCAGCUUCGCGGACCAGGAGCAGAGGAAGACCGUGUCGCAGGGCAAGGCGGCCGUCAUCAACCCGCCCGCCGUCAGCAGCUUCCCCCGGCCCCAGGUCACGUGGUUCAGAGACGGCUACAAGAUCAUCCCCAGCUACAGAGUAGCAAUAACCUUGGACAAUCAGCUGGUGGUGCUCUCCACGGCCGCGCCCGACGCGGGACGCUACUACGUCCAGGCGGUUAAUGAAAAGAACGGAGAGAACAAGACAAGCCCAUCCAUUUACCUGAGCGUAGCAAAUUCGGAGGCCCCAGCCGACCCUGUGGCUCCAGUGAUCGUGGUCCCUCCCAGGAACACCACGGUGGUGGCAGGCGUCACCGAGGUGACGCUGGAGUGCGUGGCGAACGCAAGGCCGGUCGACAAGCUGAACGUUUCCUGGAAGCGGAACGGCGCGAAGCUGGCGGGCGGGGUAGGGACUUUCGGGCGGAGGUUGACCAUCUUCAAGCCCACCUCGGCCGACGCCGGGCAGUACGUGUGCGAGGCCGCCCUGCUGGACAGCAGCGUGAAGGCGGCAGAGGCCAAGGCCUUCCUCUUCAUCACAGAGGUGCCGUACUUUACGGUGGAGCCCAAACGGAAGACCGUGGGGGAAGUGGAGAGGACUAUGGACAUUCCGUGUCAGGCCAGAGGAGUCCCCUCGCCCAAGCUGGAAUGGUACAAGGACUCUGUGCCGCUCGGUAAACUGAAUAACCCCCGCUACAAAGUGAUGGCUAGCAUGGGCCUGCAGGUGCGAAAGGUGCAGCCCAACGACGCCGGAAUCUUCCAGUGCUUCGCCAGAAACUCGGCUGGGGAAACCGAGCUCCAUUCUAACCUCGUUGUCACAAGCAUGGCCCCGGCCUUCACCAAGCCUCCCUCUGACAUCACCGCCACUGACGGGACCACGGCCGUCUUCACCUGCGAGACCUCCGGAGCCCCCAAGCCUGCCGUCACCUGGAAGAGAGGGACCCAGGUUUUGGGCAGCGGCUCGGUCCAGAUCCCGCGCUUCACGCUCCUGGAGUCCGGCGGGCUGCAGGUGAAGCCGGUCUUCAUGCAGGACACGGGGAACUACACUUGCUACGCCUCCAAUGCUGAGGGAGCCAUCAGCGCCAGCACCUCCCUCACCGUGUGGAGCCGAACAUCCAUCUCCCAUCCCCCCGAGGACCAGCGUGUCAUCAAAGGGACCACAGCCGUGCUGGACUGCAAGGCGACCUUUGACCCCAGAGUGUCUGUCAGGUUUGUGUGGAAGAAAGACGGUGCUGAGGUCAGCCAGACCAGCGGGGGCGGCAUCAGCUUGAAGGACGGCUCCCUGCACAUCAGCCAGACCUGGUCGGGCGACAUCGGGGACUACACCUGCAACGUCCUCUCCCAGGCAGGCAACGACUCCAAGUCGGCCCGUCUGGAGGUCAUCGAGCUGCCCCACUCCCCCCGAAACCUGCAGGCCAGCCUGAACGCCACGGACAGCCGCAGCGUCGACCUCUCCUGGGUCCGGCCCUUCGACGGAAACAGCCCCCUUCUGCACUACAUCGUCGAGCUCUCCGAAAACAACUCUCCAUGGAAGAUCUACUUGCCCAAAGUAGACCCUGUCCUGACUGGUGUGGUGGUGAGAGGGCUGACCCCAGCACGCACAUACCAGUUCAGAGUGUGCGCCGUCAACCAGGUGGGGAAGGGCCAGUACAGCACCGAGACAAACAGGUUAAUGCUGCGAGAGGAGGCUCCUAGCGCCCCGCCGAAAAACAUCGUGGCCAGCGGGCGGACCAACCAGUCCAUCAUGGUUCAGUGGCAGCCUCCUCCAGAGCCCGAGCUGAACGGCGUGCUCCGGGGCUAUGUGCUCAGGUAUCGUCUGGCCGGCCUCCCUGGGGAGUACCAGCAGAAGAACAUCAGCAGCCCUGAGAUGAACUACUGCCUGAUUAGGGACCUGAUCAUCUGGACGCAGUAUGAGAUCCAGGUGGCGGCUUAUACUGGGGCUGGCCUGGGAGUCUUCAGCCCGCCAGUCACAGAGUACACACUCCAGGGAGUACCGACAGCGCCCCCUCAGGACGUGGAGGCCAAAGCGCUGAACUCAACCACCGUCAAAUUCACGUGGAACCCUCCGCCACAGCAGUUUAUUAACGGCAUCAAUCAAGGAUACAAGCUGCUGGCGUGGCCGGAGCAGUCCCCGGACAUCGUCACCGUGGUGACCAUCACCCCGGACUUCCACGGGGCGCGGCACGUGGGCCUGGUCAGCGGGCUGAAGAAGUUCACCUGGUACCUGACGUCGGUGCUGUGCUUCACCACGCCGGGGGACGGGCCCAGCAGCCCGGCCCAGCUGGUGCAGACCCACGAGGACGCACCGGGCCCAGUGGGUCACCUGAGCUUCACAGAGAUCCUGGACACCUCCCUGCGUGUCAGCUGGCAGGAGCCUGUUGAAAAGAAUGGCAUCAUCACAGGUUACCUGGUGUCCUGGGAGGUGCAGGGGCUCAACUCCUCCCGAGUGUCGCGCUCGCUCUCCAACACCACGCUGGAGUACAAGGUGACGGGCCUCACCUCCCUCACCACCUACACCCUGGAGGUGGCCGGCAUCACCCAGGCAGGGAUGGGGACCCCCACCUCCUCCACCAUCUCCUCCGGGGUCCCUCCAGAACUUCCCGGACCUCCAUCAAACCUUGUUAUCUCCAACAUAAGCCCCCGUUCUGCCACACUGAAAUUCCGGGCGGGAGAUGAUGGGAAGACAUCUAUCUCCAAAUGGAUUGUAGAGGGCCAGGUGGGCGGCAUCGGGGAGGAAGACGAGUGGAAGGUCCUGUACGAAAAGGAGAACGAGCCAGACGCCCAGGUGCUGGAAAUCCCCAACCUUACCCCCUUCACCCAAUACAGGUUCCGCAUGAAGCAGGUGAACAUCGUGGGCCCCAGCCCCGUGAGCCGGCCCUCCCGCGUCAUCCAGACCCUGCAGGCCCCGCCCGAUGUGGCCCCCAGCAGCGUGAGCGUGCGCACGGCCAGCGAGACCAGCCUGUGGCUGCGAUGGGUGCCCUUACAGGACACCGAAUACAACGGUAACCCAGAGACGGUGGGCUACCGGAUCAAGCUGUGGCGGGCGGACCAGAAGGGCGAGGCCCAGCUCCGGCUGCUCAGUGACCGGCUGGAGAGGGAGGUCACCCUGGAGAGCCUGGAGGAGUGGGCCGAGUACCAGCUGCAGAUCCAGGCCUUCAACUCCAUUGGCCCCGGGCCCUGGAGCGAGACGGUGAAAGGCCGCACCCGCGAGUCAGUGCCGUCCGGGUCUCCGGAGAACGUCACAGCCGAGGCGGUGAGCUCCACGCGCAUCCUGGUCACCUGGGGACCCGUGCCGGAGCAGGAGAAGAACGGAUACAUCCUGGGAUACAAGGUGCUGUAUAAGGAGCAGGACUCAGAGGCGGAGCCCCGGGUGCAGGUGGUGAAGGGGAACCUGACGCAGUCUGUGCUGCUGAGGAGCCUGCGCAGAUACGUCCUGUACCAGAUCCAGGUGCUGGCCUUCACCCGCAUCGGAGACGGAGAGCCCAGCAGCCCCCCGGUCCUGGAGAGAUCAAAGGACGACGUCCCCGGACCCCCAACGAGGCUGGUCUUUCCUGAGGUGCGUCUGACGUCGGUGAGGGUGGUGUGGCAGCCCCCAGCAGACCCCAACGGCAUCAUCAUGGGUUACCAGAUCGCCUACCGCCUGGACGCCAGUGACCCGAACAAGUUCACCACGGUGGAGGUGGGCGCCAACGCCCGGCAGUUCACGGUGACGGGCCUCACUCCGGAGUCGGCCUACGUGUUCCGCGUGGCCGCCCGGACGCAGCAGGGCUGGGGCCUUCCCGAGGAGGCGGUGGUGAUCACCACCGAGAGACGAGACCGGCCCCAGCCGCCGAAGAAGCUGUCGGUGCCGCAGAAGGACGUGCGCUCGCGGGCGCUGCUGCUUCGCUGGGUGCCGGGCGGGGACGGAUCCUCACCGGUGCGGUACUUCACCCUGCAGACCCGGCAGCUGCCUGACGGAGACUGGCACACGCACUCCUCCGCCAUCAGCCACAACAGCACGUCCUGGGAGGUGGACCGGCUCAAGCCCUUCACUUCGUACAAGCUGAGAAUGAUGGCCACUAACGAUAUUGGAGACAGCGCCUACAGCAAAGAGACGGACGCAAUUACAACUUUACAAGACGUUCCUGAUGAACCACCUGUUAUCUUGGCGGUAAAGCCAUCCACAACGACCUCCGUCCUUGUUCAGUGGCAGCCACCCAAGGAGGAGAACGUGAACGGGGUCCUGGUGGGUUUCCGCCUGUAUUACCGCGAGCUGCAGUACGAGAACGCCCCAACGGAGUCGAAGGAGACGGCGAACCUCUCGGCCUCGCGUGCCGAAAUCACAGCCAAAAGCACUUUCAAGACUGUGAGCAGUGCUUUGUUAACAGAAUUCGAGUUAACGCAGCUGAACAAGUACAAACGCUAUGAGAUUGUGAUGACAGCCUACAACAUAAUUGGCGAGAGCCCCCCCAGUGCACCUGUGGAGGUUUUCGUUGGAGAAGCAGCCCCCUCGCUGGCCCCUCAGAACAUUGAGGUGAACAGCCUGUCGUCCGCUCAGCUGGAGGUGGUGUGGGAGCCACCCCCUGUGGAGACUCAGAACGGAAACAUUCAGGGCUAUAAGAUCCAUUACUGGGAGAGGGACAACCGGAACGAGACGGAGAAGGUGAAGAUCCUGUUCGUCCCGGAGACGAGCGUGCGUCUGAAGAACCUGACCAGCUACAGCACGUACCUGGUGAAGCUGUCUGCCUUCAACGCCGCGGGGGACGGGCCUCUCAGUGAGCCCAGGAGAGGGCGCACUCUUCAGGCAGCGCCCAGUGCUCCAAACUUCAUCACCUUCUCAGAGGUCACCACCACCACGCUCAACGUCUCCUGGGGGGUUCCCCUCUCUUCCAACGGCGUGGUGGAAGGGUAUAGGGUGGUGUACGAGCCCUCUGCCCCCAUAAACGGUGUGAGUAAGGUGGUGACCGUGGACGUGAAAGGUAACUGGCACCGCUGGCUGAAGGUUCGGGACCUGACUAAGGGGGUGACGUACCGCUUCCGGGUGCAGGCCAAAACCAUCAGCUACGGGCCGGAGCUGGAGGCCAACAUCACGGCGGGACCCAUACGAGGGUCUCCUGGUUCCCCCAUCCAGACGUCAAUCACUAAAUCUUCCUCUGCCCUGACCAUUCAUUGGUCACCGGGAGAUUCAGGGGGAGGGCCGGUUACAGGUUACGUUAUCGAAGCUCGUCCUUCAGACGAGGGCUUGUGGGAUACCUUCGUCAGGCACCUGUCCUCCAGCGCCACGUCUCACUCAGUCAGCCUGGAGCGCCUCAGGCAGGGCGUGAGCUACGAGUUCCGUGUCAUCGCCAUCAACCAGUUCGGCUACGGAGACCCCAGCGUGCCCUCUGCGGCCCUGUCAGCUCAGACGGAGACGCCGUUCUACGAGGAGUGGUGGUUCCUGAUCGUCAUGGCCCUGUGCGGGCUCAUCCUCGUGCUGAUGGUGGUGUUCGGCCUGGUGCUGCACGGGCAGGGCAAGAAGUACAGGAGCUGUGGCACCGGGAAACACAUUUCCACCGUGGAGGAGUCCGUCACUCUGGACAACGGGGGAUUCACCGCCCUGGAGCUGAACAGCAGACACCUCAACGUCAAGAGCACCUUCCUGAAGAAGAACGGGACCAGGUCUCCUCCAAGGCCCAGCCCAGGGGGACUGCACUACUCGGACGAAGACAUAUGCAACAACUACAACGGCGCGGUUCUGACCGAGAGCACCACGCUGACGGAGAAGCCCACCGAGAUCUCCGAGUCCGAGGCCACCGACAGCGACUACGAGGACGAGCAGCCCAAACACUCCUUCGUCAACCACUACAUGAGCGACCCCACGUACUACAACUCGUGGAAGAGGCAGCAGAAGGGCCUGAAACCCAGCCCGGCCUACGGGUACGAGGAGUGUGCCGGGGGCGACGGCGAGCCCUACUACCAGACUGUGGUGACGCAGCACAGCGUGGGGGGCGUGUACACCCCGGCCGGCCAGCCCGCCCCCAGCUCACGGACUCCUGCCACCGGCUUCUCCUCCUUCGUGUGA